AUGAUUUUGUUUUUCGUUACUGACACCGUUUAUACCGUAGAUAUAGAUGAAUGCGCACAGUCUACUUGUCACGAGCACGCGAGAUGUAACAAUACAGUGCCUGGAUAUGUUUGUGAAUGCAGGCAGGGAUAUUUAGGAGAUGGUAAAAACUGUACAGAGAACAAACCACCUCAAUUUUCGACGCCAAAUAUGUUACUUGGAAUCUACGAAGAGUCUUUGCGAGUUCAGAUCAAAGCCGAGGACCCUGAAGAUCAUAAAAUCACAUUUACUUUGUUGGCGAAUGGAUCAUUAAGCCUAAGUUCCGCUUCGAUCACAAAAGAUGGACGCAUGGAUAUAUCGCUAAGUGGAAAGAACGGAACAGUCUAUGUUCAAGUUGAAGAUGUGUUGGGUGGAAGGAACGUGCUAAUUCUUCACGUGAAUGCCAUGCAAUGCCUAUGUGAACACGGUGGUAAAUGUUACCAAAAGAAAAGCGUUGAAUAUCCAACGAAACCAUCAGAUUAUCUGUGUGAAUGCAAGGCUCCGUUCUCAGGAAACUUGUGCGAAAUUCGUCCAAAUCCAUGCGAUGAACGGCCAUGUUAUUUAGGUCUCACGUGCUCACCCGCUCAGAAUUCCGAAGGAUUUACUUGUGAAACUUGCCCGCCUUUAUUCAAAGGAGAUGGGAAAACCUGUGAACUUGAUACUACCAAAGAAAAAAAUUCUGUGGACUCUUCAAUUAAACUGACGAACCAACAAUGGAAUGAAAAAUUGGCAAAGAAAACAUCGAAAGAAUAUAAGAAUCUCGUUUCUCGACUUAUUGCGGAGAUCAGAGAUAUUUACAAACAACUUCCCGGAUUUAGUUUUGUCAUGGUUAAAGAGCUCAGGUAUGAUUUUUUAAGAUAACUGUUGAUAUGUGAUUGGCAAGUAUGC
This is a messenger RNA of Dendronephthya gigantea, 906 nucleotides long. RefSeq names its product neurogenic locus notch homolog protein 1-like. The transcript is spliced from 4 exons. Bases 1 to 879 code for a protein of 292 amino acids. Gene Ontology annotation, biological process: establishment or maintenance of epithelial cell apical/basal polarity; heterophilic cell-cell adhesion. The record is from RefSeq and is a predicted model, not a curated record. Gene Ontology annotation, cellular component: protein-containing complex; plasma membrane. Lineage: Eukaryota; Metazoa; Cnidaria; Anthozoa; Malacalcyonacea; Nephtheidae. Gene Ontology annotation, molecular function: calcium ion binding.